AUGGAGGCCACCAAGCUGCCUGACGAUUACGACAAGUGGACAAAGGAUAGCCUUAUCAAGCGGCUGCGUGAGAUCGACGCCCAUGCAAAGCGCGAAGGAUCGAGUCUGCCCGUGGCGCCGCCGACGAAGAAGAGAAAGGAUGCGCCGAAGCUUGAUGCUGCCAACUACAACACGCGAUACAUUGCCUUGAAGCUGGCGUACCUAGGACGCAAUUAUGGGGCGUUUGAGUACGCAGCGAGCACGGCUACGCCGUCUAUUGAGGAGGAACUCUUCAAGGCCCUGACAAAGGCCUGUCUCAUCUUCCCCAAGGAUCCUCACGUCGUGGAUUUUAGUGGCUGCGAGUACUCCAAGUGCGGCCGGACAGAUCGCGGCGUGAGCGCAUUCGGCCAGGUCAUCGCCCUCCGUGUCCGCAGCGCACGGCCCGUGCCUGGGAAGAAACCGAGAAAGGAGAAGAAGAAGAAGGCGGCCGAGCAGGAGGCGGCAGACAAGCCCGCACCCGAGCCUGAGUCUGAGGCUGUCGAGCCACCGCCCUUUGAUCCCAUCAAGGACGAGAUCGCGUACGCCAGGGUUCUCAAUCGUAUCCUGCCGGCGGACAUUCGCGUCAUGGCCUGGUGCCCUUCACCACCUGAAGGGUUCUCGGCGCGGUUCUCCUGCCAGGAACGAGAGUAUCGGUAUUUCUUCACGCAGCCGGCAUACAACCCGCCCAUGGCAGUGCCUCACGAGCAGAAACAUCCCGGGUGGCUGGACAUUGAAGCUAUGAAAGACGCGGCGAAGCGGUUCGAGGGCGAUCAGGACUUUCGAAAUUUCUGCAAGGUUGAUCCGGCGAAGAACAUUACAAACUACAGGAGGUUCAUCAUGGAAGCGGGGAUAUACGAGGCGGACGACAUGUCGUCGCAUUUCCCCUUGCCCGGUCGCGAGAUCCCCACAGACGUCGCUCCCGGCUUGCAAAAAUUACCCAAGGUGUACUACUUCAAAGUCCGGGGCACGGCGUUCCUGUGGCACCAGAUCCGUCAUAUGAUUGCCAUUCUCUUCAACGUAGGACAAGGUCUCGAGACACCGGACAUUGUGGACAGACUUCUCGAUGUCGAGAACAAUCCUCGUCGACCCACCUACACGAUGGCGGACGAGGUGCCGCUGGUGCUGUGGGACUGCAAGUUUGUUGGCGAGGGCGCGGCGCGGGAUCCGGAGGCGAGUGAGAAGAACCUCGACUGGCUACACGCUGAUGACGAGGUCGACAGCAGCAAGAACGCUCUGUCGGUGACACUCGGCGACUCAGCAUGGCGGGUAUGGAGGGACAGGAAGAUGGACGAGAUCCUAGCCAACGGCUUCCUGCAGAUGCUCUCACGGAAACCAGAAACAGCCACCGUCCAGGUCCCGGACGUACCCGUGCCCAAGACAAAGCCCAAACCCUGGUCGACCCAGCGCUUCGAGGGCGGCAACGGCGCGCGACUGAUGGGCACGUACAUCCCCGUCAUGGACAUGCUCAAGAUGGAGACGCCGCAGGAGCAGUCGGAUCGCUACGCGAAGCGAAAGGGGUACAUUUCCAUGGCGGAGCUCAAUGACGCCAAGUAUGGUAGCAAGCAGGACAAGAUGGACGAAGACACGGGCGAGUAG
This is a messenger RNA of Emericellopsis atlantica, 1614 nucleotides long. RefSeq names its product pseudouridine synthase. Gene Ontology annotation, molecular function: RNA binding; pseudouridine synthase activity. Gene Ontology annotation, cellular component: nucleus; cytoplasm. Gene Ontology annotation, biological process: tRNA pseudouridine synthesis; mRNA pseudouridine synthesis. The coding region runs from base 1 to 1614 and encodes 537 amino acids. Lineage: Eukaryota; Fungi; Ascomycota; Sordariomycetes; Hypocreales; Bionectriaceae. The record is from RefSeq and is a predicted model, not a curated record. The transcript is spliced from 2 exons.